AUGAUAUGCAAGGCUCACAUAGUAAAAUGCAGAGUCUAUCAUCCACACCCUCCACUUCAUGAGUAUCAUCAACAGGGAGAUCUCAUCAUUGGCGCCGUGGUUUCUCAUGCCUUCAUUCUCUCCUUAUCAAAUGACUUCAGUGAAGAUCCUCCAGCACCAAUGCAGUUAGCUCUUGGUGUUGUGCCAAAGAAUAACCAGCACAUUGUGGCCUUGGAGUUUGCAGUAAAGGAAAUCAAUGAAAACUCUCAGCUCUUACCCAAUGUCACUUUGGGUUUCCACAUCUAUGACAGCUAUUUCAAUGACAAGUCAACCUAUCAUGCAACAAUUUUGCUUUCAUCCACACUGGAGCGGUUUGUCCCCAACUACAACUGUGACCUCCAGAAUAACCUGAUAGCAGUUAUUGGGGGACUAGACUCCCCCAUUUCCCUUAAUGUGGCAACUAUCUUGGAUAUUUACAAGAUUCCUCAGCUCAUCUAUGGUGCUGCUCCAGUGAUGAAUGACAAAACCCCAGGACUUCCCUUCUACCAGAUGGUCUCAAAGGAAGCCCUUCAGAAUGAGGGAAUUCUCUCUUUACUUCUGCAUUUCCACUGGACGUGGAUUGGGGUUGUUUAUAUGGAUAACGACAAUGGAGAAAGAUUUGUACAAACAGUGGUUCCAAUGUUUUCCCAGCGUGGCAUUUGUUUUGCCUUCAUAGAAAGACUCCCCACAAUAAGUUUUACAAUGGAUAUUUUUGUCAGCCUGCAAGAUGCAUCAGCAAUAUGUGAUAGAAUCAUGAAGAGCAAUGCCAAUGUGUUGGUUGCCUAUGGAGAAUCUUAUGCUGUGGCCUUUUUUAGAUGGAUGCCCUUAUUAAGAGGAGCUGCAACACCAAAAGGUAAAGUGUAUAUAGCAACAACCCAGGUGGAGCACACUGCUUUUAUAUUCCAAAGGAACUGGGAUACAGAAAUAUUCCAUGGUUCAUUAACCUUUACAAUUCACUCCAGUGAGCUGCCAGGAUUUCACCAAUUUCUUGAGAAGAAAAACCCUUUGAGCAUCAGAGGAGAUGGUUUUAUACGUGACUUCUGGAAGCAAGUAUUUGAGUGUGAGUUCCUUAAUUCAGAUCCAGGUGAUGUAGAUGGGAAUAUUUGCACUGGUGAGGAGAAGCUGGAGAGCCUUCCUGGGGAAUUUUUUGAAAGGAGGAUGUCUGGCCACAGCUACAGCAUCUACAAUGCUGCCUAUGCUGUAGCCCAUGCUUUACAUGCCAUGUAUUCAUCUAGGCAUAAACACAGAGCAGCUGUGAACAGAGAGAGACUGGAAUUAAAGAACCAACAGGGGUGGCAGCUGCAUCAUUUCCUGAGAGGUGUUGCAUUCAACAGCAGUGCAGGGGACACUGUUUCCUUUAACCAGAAUGGAGAGAUAGCAGCUGGAUUGGAUAUUACCAACUGGAUUGUUUUCAAAAAUCAGUCUUUUCAUAGAGUGAAAGUUGGACAGAUGGAUCCUCAGGCUGCUCCAGAUCAAGUGUUCAACAUCAAUGAUGAUACCAUAACAUGGCACGGCUGGUUUAACCAGACACAACCUUUUUCACUGUGUACUGAGAGUUGCCAUCCUGGCUUUAGCAAGAGAGUGAAGGAGGGGGAGCCAUUUUGCUGCUAUGAUUGCAUCCCAUGUCCAGAAGGGAAGAUUUCAAACCAGAUGGAUCUAAAUGACUGUUACAAAUGCACAGAUGAAAACUAUCCAAACAAAAAUCAGGAUUCAUGUAUUCCCAAAGGAGUUAUCUUUUUAUCUUAUGAAGAACGUCUGGGGCUUGGCUCAGCCUUUAUGGCUAUUUUCUUGUCUUUAAUCACAGCUCUGGUUCUAGGAAUCUUUAUGAAGCACCACAACACUCCCAUUGUCAAAGCCAACAACCGGAGCCUCACCUACACUCUCCUCACCUCCCUCCUGCUCUGCUUCCUGUCUGCAUUGCUCUUCAUUGGUCAACCAGGGAAGGUGACCUGUCUCCUCCGACAACCUGCUUUUGGCAUCAUCUUCUCAGUAGCUGUUUCUUGUGUGCUGGCAAAAACCAUCACAGUUGUUCUGGCUUUCAUGGCCACUAAGCCAGGAUCCAGGAUGAGGAAAUGGGUGGGCAAAAGACUGGCCAGUUCCAUGGUUCUAUCCUGUUCCCUUCUUCAAGUUGGUAUUUGUACUGGCUGGCUGGCAACUUCUCCUCCAUUUCCAGAUGCUGAUAAGCACUCCGUGAUUGACAAAAUUGUACUCGAAUGUAAUGAAGGGUCUGUGGUAAUGUUUUAUUGUGUCUUGGGCUAUACAUGCUUCCUUGCAAUUAUCUGUUUCAUUCUUGCAUUCCUUUCCAGGAAGCUGCCUGACAGCUUCAAUGAAGCCAAGUUCAUCACUUUCAGCAUGUUGGUCUUUUGCAGUGUGUGGCUCUCCUUUGUUCCAACCUAUCUGAGCACAAAAGGGAAAUACAUGGUAGCUGUGGAGAUCUUCUCUAUCUUAGCCUCCAGUGCUGGCUUGCUGGCUUGCAUAUUUUCUCCACAAUGUUAUAUUAUGGUUUUGAGGCCUGAACUGAACAACAAGGAACAUCUAAUGAGAAGAAUGGACUUUAAAAAAAAAAAGUGUCUGUUACCUUUUCUACAGACUGCAGCCCAUGAGUGUCUCAAGUGGGAAAAAAUCAGUUCAAAUGUAGAUAAAGAAAACAUUUUGGUAAUCUAA
Hemicordylus capensis (graceful crag lizard) is the source of this 2682-nucleotide messenger RNA. Its product is annotated as vomeronasal type-2 receptor 26-like. Gene Ontology annotation, biological process: G protein-coupled receptor signaling pathway. The record is from RefSeq and is a predicted model, not a curated record. Lineage: Eukaryota; Metazoa; Chordata; Lepidosauria; Squamata; Cordylidae. Gene Ontology annotation, cellular component: membrane. Gene Ontology annotation, molecular function: G protein-coupled receptor activity. The transcript is spliced from 7 exons. The coding region runs from base 1 to 2682 and encodes 893 amino acids.